Penicillium verhagenii is the source of this 900-nucleotide messenger RNA. RefSeq lists its product as uncharacterized. The record is from RefSeq and is a predicted model, not a curated record. The coding region runs from base 1 to 900 and encodes 299 amino acids. NCBI's taxonomy places the organism in Eukaryota, Fungi, Ascomycota, Eurotiomycetes, Eurotiales, Aspergillaceae. The transcript has a single exon. Gene Ontology annotation, molecular function: zinc ion binding.
AUGAUGCUUGUUCAUACGGUAUAUGUCAUCCACUCCCGCCUUCAACCCUGCAAAUCCACAAAUCCCGAACUCCAGGAAAACUUCGACCACAUGGAGGCUUCAACCCCACAACAAAUUCCACCCACUGCAAUAUUUGUGGAUAAUUUGAUCCAGGAAUUGGCCGAGUUUCACUCCCUCACCACUCAUACCGAUGAGCAUGACCCGCCAAGAACGCAAGGGCCUCAUGAGAGGGAACAACCAAACCCACUCUCAGGACUUCCGGCAUCAAACAUCAUAAGAGUCAAGCCACUAAUGCUUACCUUACAUUGCUUAUUCUCCAAUGACCUACUUCCAGCCCUGGACAUCCUGGACCGCAGGCUCGUGCGUCGCCUGGUACGCGAGGAGAGAAUCAAAAUAACCACAUCGCCCGGACAAGACGACGGCUUGACAGCAGAGCACCAGAACACGGAGCAAGCAGAAACUUCGUACACAAGUACCCAUAAGUCUCCGCCAGAAGAUAUCUUCUUUGUCAUAUCCGCUUCAACUGCCCCACUCCACGGGACUCCAUCGUCUGCCUUCCUUACCCAGGAACUUAUCAAAGGGUACGAGGUCCGCUUGCAUGCGUGGGCUUGUACCUGUCCCACGUUCACCCUCGCGGCAUUUCGUGACAUUCAGUCCAGAACGGGUGUCUCUGAAGAACCUUAUUCUGGCUCAGGACUACGAAACUGUGAACCCGGUUGCUAUCCAUUUGGUGGGACUCUCACCUGUGUCACGGACAGGGGUUCACCCCCGGUUUGCAAGCAUAUAUUAGCUUGUAUUCUGCUGGCUAGAUGUCCUGGCCUGUUUGGGGAAAUUGGAGAUGACGGGCACCCGGUUUCUAUGCAAGAAUUGGCGGGUUGGUGUGCCGGUUGGGGCGGAUAA